This is a messenger RNA of Drosophila hydei, 333 nucleotides long. RefSeq lists its product as uncharacterized. The transcript has 2 exons. The record is from RefSeq and is a predicted model, not a curated record. Lineage: Eukaryota; Metazoa; Arthropoda; Insecta; Diptera; Drosophilidae. The coding region runs from base 1 to 264 and encodes 87 amino acids.
AUGUUCAGCGGUGGUCACGUAUUAUUGGACUUCUCGGCCAUACCCAAGUUGUAUGGGCCAGAGAAUUUUUGGCAUUGGCGCAUGCUCUUGCGUGCCUACUUGGAGUCAGCUGAUCUAUGGAAGGACGAUCAUCCAAAGGAGAGCUCUCAUGCUAAAUUCAUACUUUUGGCCACUGUGCAGGCUGAUAAGAUUGAGCCAGGAUAUGAUGAUGAGACCCCAAAGCAAAUAUUUAAAAGUCUAGAGGAACGUUUCCGCCCCUAUUAAAUGGCACUAUAAAAUAUUUAAAAUUUAAUGGGCAAUGUCUAAUAAGCAUAAUAAACAGAUUUAAUCAAA